This is a messenger RNA of Pediculus humanus corporis (human body louse), 1066 nucleotides long. RefSeq names its product protein FAM20C precursor, putative. Gene Ontology annotation, molecular function: protein serine/threonine kinase activity. Gene Ontology annotation, cellular component: Golgi apparatus. NCBI's taxonomy places the organism in Eukaryota, Metazoa, Arthropoda, Insecta, Psocodea, Pediculidae. Gene Ontology annotation, biological process: protein phosphorylation. Bases 98 to 1066 code for a protein of 322 amino acids. The record is from RefSeq and is a predicted model, not a curated record. The transcript has 6 exons.
GGAAAACGCGACGGAUUUAGAAAAAUUUCAUUAUAAAAUAUCAAGAUAUCAAUUGUACGAAAAAGAUGAACCUCUAGUCUCAAAAGUUUUAGAUUUAAUGGCGACCGUUCCGAUUGUUCACGUGGAGCAAAAAGAAGGUGGAACACAACUAAAGCUUAUUAUAGACUAUAAAAACACAAUGCAAGCUUUAUUUAAACCCAUGAGAUUUCCAAGAGAACAGCAAACGCUUCCGAAUCAUUUUUAUUUUACGGAUUUUGAAAGGCACAACGCCGAAAUUGCCGCUUUUCAUUUAGACAGACUUUUAGAUUUCCGAAGAGCUAUGCCGGUCACUGGUAGGAAAUUGAAUAUGACGUCAGAAUUAUACGCAUUAGCGGAAGGAGAAUUGCUCAAAACAUUUUUUGUGUCUCCCUCAAAUAAUCUUUGCUUUCACGGAAAAUGUUCCUAUUAUUGUGACACUGCACAUGCCGUUUGCGGUAAUCCGGAUAUGUUGGAAGGUUCUUUCGCCGCAUUUUUACCCGAUACCGAUUUGGUACCUAGAAAAGUAUGGCGUCAUCCGUGGAGAAGAAGUUAUCACAAGAGGAGAAAAGCUCAAUGGGAACUCGAUCCCAAUUAUUGUGCGGCCGUACGAGAAGUCGAACCUUACGAUCGUGGCAGAAGACUUUUAGAUUUAAUGGACAUGGCAGUUUUAGAUUUUCUUAUGGGUAACAUGGACAGACACCAUUACGAAACAUUUAGAAUAUUCGGUAACGAUACGUUUCCGAUACAUUUGGAUCACGGUAGAGGUUUCGGAAAACCUUUUCACGACGAAAUAUCAAUAUUAGCUCCUAUAUUACAAUGUUGCCUUUUAAGAAGAUCAACAUUAUCAACGUUACUUAAGUAUCACAACGGUCCCGUAAAGUUAAGCGACGCAAUGAGAGAAGCAAUGAAAUCUGAUCCUGUAUCUCCCAUUUUGUGGGAGCCACAUUUUGCCGCUUUAGAUCGUAGAAUUCGAAUCAUAUUGGAGGGAAUCAGAGACUGCAUAAAUAAAAAUGAUACCAAUGACGUCAUUGUUGAUGAUUUAUCCUAG